AUGAGUCUUCAGCACCAAGCACGUACCCCUAGACUGGAGCGCUCCCUCCCUACCCCCGUAUCCAAGGGCCAGACCCCCUACCUGGGGGCAGGCGCGCCCGGCACCAUCGGCGGCGCCGCGGGGCCAAGCGGGCGUCUGGGGGACCCGGCCUCAAGCCUGGUCGACUUCCCGGGGGGCAAGAGAGGCUGCGCCACCGCGUCCCUCCGGACCUCGCCCGGGGCUGCGGGAAGGAGGAAGGUCAGAGCCGAGGAGGAGGGGAGGCGGCGGGCGGAGGCGCGCAGAUGGGCGCAGAUUAGCGAGGCAUUUUUAGCGAGCCAAUGGCUGCGCGGCGCCGGGCGGAGCGCUGGCUGCGCAGGUGGAGACGCCGCGCUGCUGAGGCGGCAGCUGCCGGCUUAG
Rangifer tarandus platyrhynchus (Svalbard reindeer) is the source of this 396-nucleotide messenger RNA. The record is from the annotation of a GenBank genome assembly. NCBI's taxonomy places the organism in Eukaryota, Metazoa, Chordata, Mammalia, Artiodactyla, Cervidae.